Camponotus floridanus (Florida carpenter ant) is the source of this 1231-nucleotide messenger RNA. RefSeq names its product cell division cycle-associated protein 7. Gene Ontology annotation, biological process: regulation of DNA-templated transcription. Bases 167 to 1084 code for a protein of 305 amino acids. Lineage: Eukaryota; Metazoa; Arthropoda; Insecta; Hymenoptera; Formicidae. The record is from RefSeq and is a predicted model, not a curated record. The transcript is spliced from 3 exons. Gene Ontology annotation, cellular component: nucleus.
UAUAUUUAUCAAUUGCAGAUUCUUUCCCGCCAAAAAUGCGCGCGUGGAUGCGCAAAGCGAUUUAAAUUGAUUUGAAUUAACUGUUUCGAACGAACACCUGUUGCUAUUGUCUAAAAGCUUUGUGAAUCUUUUAUUCCAAUAGCUUUAAUAUUCUUUAACCAAGCCCAUGGAUGAAGACGAUUAUGAAGCUCUCCGACAAAAAAAUAUAUCCGAAAGGAACGCUAUUUUUGCAGAUCUUUUCAAAGAUAUAAAGAAACAAACGAGAGAAAUUAAAGGACUGGAGAAGAAACGAUUGAGCAGUCACGAUACCGAAAAUCAACCGUCCAAGAAAAGACGUAGAACAACUUCAGAAAGUGUAGAAAAUUUUCAUGGUGGUGGAAUACGUUUGCAGUUUCGUCGAACAUACAACACUAGAAGCCGAAAGAAGGCAUCCGGCAACGAUGAAUCUAACGAUUCUGAAAAUGAGAAUGAAGAAAAUGACUUAUCAGAGUCUAAACGUAAUCGACCCAAAUUGAGAGUUUUAUUUCCAUGGGCAAAGCCAUUUCAGCGCUCCAUUGAUUUAAUGAAAAUGGGUGUAUGUGAUGUAGACGAGGAAGAAGAAGAAGAAGAUUACAAAAAUGACAGUUUCGAUGAAAAUAGGCGAGAAAGAAGAGUUUACAAAGUAACAAAAUCUGCAUAUGAUCCUGAAAGCAUACCAUCGGUAGAUGAGAUUACGCAAGAGAUGUUAAACAAUGUAGUGAAAAAAAUGUCCUUGAAAACAUAUUGUAAAAUUAAUGGUACAAGCUGUCACCAAUGUAGACAGAAGACUUUGGAUACAAAAACAGUUUGCAGAUCAGGAGAAUGUGUAGGUAUUAGAGGACAAUUUUGUGGUCCAUGUUUGCAAGGAAGAUAUGGCGAAAAUGCUAUAGAAGCAUUAAAAGAUCCAGAUUGGGCUUGUCCACCCUGUAGAGGCUUGUGUAAUUGUAGUAUAUGUCGCACUAGAAGUGGACUUUGUCCUACAGGUAUUUUAGCUCCUAUUGCACGGGAGGAAGGAUACUCAUCUGUUAUGGACUAUUUGCAAGCAUCAGAAAUCGAUGAUAAUUAAACAUUCAUGCAUUAUAUGAUUAAGUUUAGUUAUGUAAAAUAUCAAUAUUGACUAGAAUGUCAGUUAAAAUCAUUGAAUUAAGAAUUUAUUUUAGAUGCAUAUUUUGAUACAUUAAAUAUUGAGUAAAUUUUACAUGUCUCACCUACA